AUGUCUUCCUCUAAGGGUCUAUUGACAUUCAUGGAUGUGGCUAUAGAGUUCUCUAAGGAGGAGUGGGGAUGUCUGGAUUCUGCUCAGAGAACUUUGUACAGAGAUGUCAUGUUGGAGAAUUACAAUAACCUGGUUUCUCUGGGUGUUGCUGUUUCAAAGCCAGAGGUAAUCGUCUGUCUUGAACAAAACAACGAACCAUGGAUUGCUGGUAGAGAAGAUACAGAAAGAAAAAAAAACAGUUUAUAUGUGGAUCUUUGCCUCACUCCCUGUCACCCCUUUGGCAAUCCUUUCACCAGCCCCUAUCAACUUCUACUUUGA
Molecule: messenger RNA, 318 nt
Organism: Mus caroli (Ryukyu mouse)
Lineage: Eukaryota; Metazoa; Chordata; Mammalia; Rodentia; Muridae
Source: RefSeq, a predicted model, not a curated record